UUAUUUUUUAUUUUUGAAUAAAAAAAAAAAGAAAAAAGAGUAAACGUUCUAGAUUGCGCGUACGCGUGACUAUGUAUAAACUGACUCACUUUUGACCACGUGUUUCCAUUCCUUCCAUAUCAUUACAUUAAUCCAAUUGGACUGUUUUGCACAAACAGAGUUUUGAAAAGAAAAAACAAACUUUUGACGAUCAAAUUCAUUUGAUCGCACGAUCACAUUUUCAUAAAACGAGAAUAACUGCUUGAGAGAUUCGAACGAGAACGAAAUCGAAAAAGCAAUUCAAUUUAAAUAUAUAUAUAAUAUAUUUGAAAACAUGAAAGAAAAAAACAUCGAAUAUUAAAAAUUCCAAAUAUAUCCAUUAUCAAAAAUAUUGAUAGCAGCAAUUAACGAAAAAUAGAAAUUCUUAAUAUCAAUUAUACCAAAUACAAAGAAUAUAGAACAUCGACUUAAACGACAUAUUAUUUAUUAUAUUAUUUAAAUACCAAAUAACUUAUAUACUUAUAUAUCGAUCAAAUAUCAAAUCUUCGAAACGAAAGGCAAAAUUAAAACACAACAAUUUUACAAACGAAUUUUCACUUUUAGCAAAGACGUAGAAUUAGAAUAAUCGGGGAGAAUUGAUAAAUCCGCAUUACGAUUCGUUAAUUCGAAGGGAACGAAAGGGAAGGAUCACGGAACGUGAUAAUUUGUCGAGGAUCGGCCAGUAUCCAAUCAUUGCCCCAUUCAACGUCACCGAUUAAAUCUAUCAUUAUUCCUCGUCGUUCCUUACACUUGGAAUGACACUGCAACUCUGCCAACCCCUAACAAUUAUCAAUCAUCCGACGUGUAUACCUACGUUUCGAAAGUUCCAUGGGUUCCCUCGUAUCUCCAUCUCUCCUCUCCCCUCCCCAUACGAACAUCACAACGAUUUCGAUCGUUUUUAUCCCCGAACCCCACGUAAUUCGAUCUGUUUACACGUUCAUCCAUCAACUCAACGUUUACCUCCUCCUUCCUUUUCCCGCUUCCCUUGUUCGAUUUUUACAAGCAUUGUGUCCAUCCUUUUUUGUUCUAACGUUAGGUUACGAUAGAAUUGCGUUGUGGAAAACCGCUCCACGAGGAAAUAUCUACUAAAAGAUUGUCGACAAAUAAUGGGUCGUGAGGUCAUAUUAAAGAGGAUCUUUUUCUUUUUCUCGAAGUGUACGAGGAAUAAAAGGGAAAGAUAAUUUUUUUAUUCGAAAUUGUAUGAUUAUUUAUCAAGAUUAUUUUCAAAAUAUUCAGGAUGUAUCAGGUUUUUCCAGUCAAGUAUAUAAAAUUAUGUUCAAAAUUUGAUACAAAAAUUAGAAUAAGGAUAAAAAAAUAUUAUACAUGCUGUUUAUUUAUAAAGAUAAAGGAAAUAAUAAUAAUAAUAAUUUAUAGUUAUCCAUCGUGCAGCGGAGCCGCGGCACCAGGUUUGGCGGCCGACAUGCACUUCCGGGACAAUGUGAUCGCUUUCAUCGGCCCAGCUUGUGCUUUCGCUCUUGAACCCGUGGCACUACUUGCCGCUUAUUGGAAUAUUCCUAUAAUUACCGGAAUGGGUGACCAACCGCCAUCAGAAGGGGAAUUAUCUGUAACAUCGGGCAUUCUUGGAAGGAUCAAUAAGAUGGAAUGGAGAAACGAAAGCUCGGGAAUAUUUAAAGACAAGAGCAAGUAUCGAACAUUAACAAGAAUGUCCUAUUGUCAAUGUCGACUUCGAUUGGUAUUCUCUAGUAUUUUUAAAGAAUUUGGAUGGUCCCAUGUGGCGUUAAUAUUGGACAGAUCAGAUUUGUUCUCGUGGACAGUUGGAAAAAAUUUGGAAUAUGGUUUGAGGAAAGAAGGAUUGUUAAAAUUCGUGAGAGAACUAGAUGGAAAUUUUGAAGAUGAGUCGUACCAUUUAUACUUACGCGAUGCUAGUAUGUAUGCAAGAGUGUUGAUUCUUAGCGUUCGAGGAACUCUGGUCAGGAAGUUCAUGUUGGCUGCUCACGACUUGGAAAUGACGAAGGGAGAUUGGGCAUUCCUUGAUGUUGAAAUAUUUCAAGGAUCUUAUUGGGGUGAUCACGACUGGGAAGUCGGUGAUGAGGACGAUACCAUUGCCAGAAAAGCCUAUGAAGCAUUGCUCAGAGUAUCUCUUUUGCAACCAACAAGUCCAAGAUUCCAAGACUUCGCCGACACUGUUCGUCAAAGAGCUCAAACAGAUUAUAAUUAUUCUUUCUCCGAAGGAGAAGAAGUGAAUUUUUUCAUCGGAGCUUUUUACGACGGCGUAUAUUUGCUCGGGAUAGCAUUAAACGAAACUCUGACCGAGGGUGGAGAUAUCAAAGACGGUAUAUCGAUAACGAGGAGAAUGUGGGAUCGAGACUUCAUUGGUAUUACAGGACACGUCAGGAUCGACGACAAUGGAGACCGCGACGCGGACUACAGUAUCCUGGAUUUAGAUCCUAUUACGGGAAGGUUUGAGGUGGUGGCGCAUUAUUUAGGAGUGAAUCGUGAGUAUAGCCCCGUAAUUGGGAAGAAGAUUCAUUGGCCUGGAGGAAGAGAAGGUCCACCGGUGGAUGUGCCCGAAUGUGGAUUUCUAGGCAAUGAUCCGGCAUGCACGUCCACCGAAGCCUAUACUUUUGUCGCAUAUACUAGCUUGGCACUUGUUGUGUUCCUCCUUGUUGCUGUUACCGCAAUUUGUGUGCUGUACAGACACUUAAGAGUAUCAGCUGAUCUGAACAACAUGUCUUGGAGAAUUAGACCAGAAGAGUUACUUUUGGAAAUAGGAAAACCUUUCUCUUCAAAAAUUAAUUUACACCAAGCGAUCGCUGAGAAUUUCGGAUUGGAACAACGUACUCGUCGAGGAUCGCAAUUUAGCGGUGGAUCUUUACCUCCGACCACUGCAUUCACAACGGUUGGAAUUUACAAAGGAGAAAGAGUGGCUAUAAAAAAAAUUACUAAAAAAAAAGUGGUUGAUGUCACAAAGAAAUUAUUAUGGGAAAUUAAACAAGUACGAGAUGUUACUUCAGAAAACACUGUUAGAUUUAUUGGUGCAUGUUUUUGUUCUCCAUCACCAACGGUUUUAAUCUUGACAGAAUAUUGUCCUCGAGGUUCCUUGAAGGAUGUAUUGGAGAACGAUGCCAUUAAAUUAGAUUGGAAUUUUCGAAUGUCUUUGAUCCACGAUAUUGUGAAGGUAGAGCAGGGAAUGUCUUAUCUUCAUGCUAGCGAGGUUUCAGCUCAUGGAAAACUUCGAUCUUGUAACUGUCUGAUCGAUGGUCGUUUCGUUUUAAAAAUUUCAGACUUUGGUCUUAAAACCCUUACUAUUCCUUCUGAUUUAAUUAUGGAUGAUAGUUAUUAUACUAAACUACUUUGGAUCGCUCCGGAACUUGUACCAUUAACUGUGACACCUGGCAGUGCAGCAACCCAAAAAGGGGAUGUUUAUAGUUUCGCGAUCAUUUUAGAAGAAAUUGUAGUUCGUGGUGGCCCAUAUGAAUCUGUGAAAUCAUUUAUAACUUCUCAAGAGAUUGUUAGCCGCGUAGCAGCAUCAGAAACCCCACCAUUCAGACCGGAAGUGGCACCAAAAGAUUGUCCACCGGAUAUUCUAUCUCUUAUGGAAAAAUGCUGGAAUGAAAUUCCAGAAGAACGACCAACAUUUCAUGCAAUUCGUGAAACUAUACGUGGCAUUAUGAAAGGUUACUGUGAAAAUUUAAUGGAUGAUUUAUUAAGACGUAUGGAACAGUAUGCAAAUAAUUUAGAAGCUCUCGUGGAAGAAAAAACAGAGCAGUUAAGUUUAGAAAAAAGACGUAGUGAAGAACUUCUUUAUCAAGUGCUUCCAAGACAAGUGGCUUGUCAACUGAUGGCCGGAGAACUCGUUCAACCAGAGCAAUUUGAAUGUGUGACAAUUUAUUUUAGUGAUAUAGUUGGCUUCACAGCUCUCUGUGCACAAAGUACACCAAUGGAAGUGGUGGAUUUUUUAAACGAUCUUUAUAGUACUUUUGAUCGUAUCAUCGAAUUUUAUGAUGUUUAUAAGGUGGAAACAAUAGGGGAUGCAUAUAUGGUAGUAUCUGGCCUGCCAGAAAGAAAUGGCAAUGAACAUGCAAGGGAAAUUGCUUUAAUGGCUUUAGCAAUUCUCGAUUCUGUACGUUCUUUCACUAUAAUGCAUAAACAAAAUGCACAACUAAGUGUUAGAAUUGGUGUACAUAGCGGACCAGUUUGCGCGGGUGUAGUUGGGCAAAAAAUGCCACAUUAUUGUCUUUUUGGUGACACAGUAAAUACUGCAUCGAGAAUGGAGUCUUCAGGUUUACCACUACGUAUACAUAUUUCUGAUGCAACGAAAUGUAUAUUGGAUAAAUUUGGAACAUUUGAUUUGGAACUCAGAGGCGAAGUGGAAUUAAAGGGCAAAGGACAAGUCAUUUCCCAUUGGUUAAAGGGUUGCUCUGAACCAGAUCCAAGACCACCGACACCGAAAUAUCGUAAACAUAGUGUCAGUACACCAGAAAAUAAUUUAAAUCCUUUAAUUUUCCCACCUAAUAAUAUAAAUGGUCUAAAAACCAAUAAUAAUACUUUCAUUAAUUUAUCAGAAUUACAACAAACCGUUUAAUUUUCAUAAUUAAAAAUAAAUAUAAAAAAUAUAUGUAUUAU
Molecule: messenger RNA, 4605 nt
Organism: Apis mellifera (honey bee)
Lineage: Eukaryota; Metazoa; Arthropoda; Insecta; Hymenoptera; Apidae
Product: atrial natriuretic peptide receptor 1
Exons: 17
Coding region: 1256-4564 (1102 amino acids)
Biological process (GO): intracellular signal transduction; receptor guanylyl cyclase signaling pathway; cGMP biosynthetic process
Cellular component (GO): membrane
Molecular function (GO): protein kinase activity; ATP binding; peptide receptor activity
Source: RefSeq, a predicted model, not a curated record